AUGUAUGGAGGCGUUUCAUUUUAUGUUCGCUCAAGCAUAAAUUUCUCGUUACGCACUGACCUGUCUAUUGAUCAGCUUGAAAAUUUAUGUAUCGAGGUUCGAAAGCCAAAUUCAAAACCUUUUCUCGUUACGACCUGGUAUCGCCCACCAGAUUCAAUUGUUGAUAAGUUCAAUUUUUUCGAAACGCUUAUUGGGAAAAUGGAUGCGAAAAUGUCGAGUUUUAUUUGUUGGGGGAUCUAAAUUGCAAUGUCGGUGCGCCCGUUUUUGACCAUCCCACCAGGGUCUUAACCGGUAUAACCGAUCUUUGUGGUUUGCAUCAGCUGAUAAAUGAGCCAACUCGCAUUACUGAGAAAACUUCAACAACAAUUGAUUUAAUCUUUACUAACGAACCAGACAAAAUUGUCUGCUCCGGUGUCUCUCAUGUCGGCAUUAGCGAUCAUAGUUUAAUCUAUGCAUUCCGCAAACUCUCAGCUGGUAAGCACACGAAAGGGCACACAACAAUCUCUUACAGAAAUUUUAAGCACUUUGAUGCUGACAGCUUUCGAAAUGAUAUCAGUUUACAGGAUUGGGACUACAUAAAAACUUUUGGCGAUCCAAAUCAAAUGUGGCAUGCCUGGAAAACGAUUUUUUAUAAUGUUGUUGAUAGGCAUGCCCCAUUACGCACAAAGCGCGUCAGGGGAUCAAAAGCACCUUGGAUAACAACU
Messenger RNA from Porites lobata, 704 nucleotides. The record is from the annotation of a GenBank genome assembly. Lineage: Eukaryota; Metazoa; Cnidaria; Anthozoa; Scleractinia; Poritidae.